GAGCAAAGAUACCGGGAGAAGAUAAGUGCUAGUCCCAUCUCUUCAGAUCGAAGGAGGCCUUGGGCAGGGAUUUGCACUGAGUGACAACCUUUCAGGAAGCAAGGAAGAGAAAGAGAAAAAAAAAAAAAAAAAGAGAGAGAGAGAGACCGAGCCAGGACUCUCAGGGACCGCGAAGCUCGACAGUGAAUCGAGAGCACCGAGAUUUUAAGUCAAAGAACCCAGUCGUAGGACACUCGCUCUGCCUGCUUACCAUCGAAGGUAUAUGUAUGGAACUGUGGUCCUGAGAUCUCAUGUCAAUGGCAACGUCAAGCUAGGUGAGCGCCCGGCUCUCCCAUUGGUAUGCAGCGACCAUUUCCCUUCAAGUCUCAAAGGUGGAAACACUUAAAAGGAUUACAAGCGUGAUUUGGUGGCCUUACUGAAAGUUGGUGGCCUGAGGAAGAGAAACUGCAAGGCUACGACACGAUGGAUACAAUUCAACCUCCCAGAGAGUUUGCACCUCCCGCUGGGCAGCCCCUCGGAGCAAAUCUCGGAGAUCUAGAGCGCUCUGCAUGGAUAGUUUUGUAAUCAACUACGAACGAUGAAACCUUCCAUAGCUGAGCUGCUUCACAGAGGAAGGAUGUUGUGGAUAAUUCUUCUAAGCACAAUUGCUCUAGGAUGGACUACCCCAAUUCCCCUGAUAGAGGACUCAGAGGAAAUAGAUGAGCCCUGUUUUGAUCCAUGCUACUGUGAAGUUAAAGAAAGCCUCUUUCAUAUACAUUGUGACAGUAAAGGAUUUACAAAUAUUAGUCAGAUUACUGAGUUCUGGUCAAGACCUUUUAAACUGUAUCUGCAAAGGAAUUCAAUGAGGAAAUUGUACACCAACAGUUUUCUUCAUUUGAACAACGCUGUGUCCAUUAACCUUGGGAACAAUGCAUUGCAGGACAUUCAAUCAGGAGCUUUCAAUGGUCUUAAGAUUUUAAAGAGGUUAUAUCUACAUGAAAACAAACUAGAUAUCUUCAGAAAUGACACCUUCCUUGGCUUGGAAAGUCUGGAAUAUCUACAGGCAGAUUACAAUGUCAUUAAACGUAUUGAGAGUGGGGCAUUUCGGAACCUAAGUAAAUUGAGGGUUCUGAUUUUAAAUGAUAAUCUCAUCCCCAUGCUUCCAACCAAUUUAUUUAAGGCUGUCUCCUUAACCCAUCUGGACCUACGUGGAAACAGGUUAAAAGUUCUUUUUUACCGAGGAAUGCUAGACCACAUUGGCAGAAGCCUGAUGGAGCUCCAGCUGGAAGAAAAUCCCUGGAACUGUACAUGUGAGAUAGUGCAACUGAAGAGCUGGCUGGAACGCAUUCCUUACACUGCCCUGGUGGGAGACAUCACCUGUGAGACCCCUUUCCACUUCCAUGGAAAGGACCUGCGAGAAAUCAGGAAGACAGAACUCUGUCCCCUGUUGUCUGACUCUGAGGUGGAGGCUAGUUUGGGGAUUCCCCACUUGUCAUCAAGCAAAGAGAAUGCAUGGCCAACUAAGCCUUCCUCAAUGUUGUCUUCUGUCCAUUUUACUGCUUCUUCUGUUGAAUAUAAGUCCUCAAAUAAACAGCCCAAGCCCACCAAACAGCCCCGAACACCAAGGCCACCCUCCACAUCCCAAGCUUUAUACCCUGGUCCAAACCAACCUCCCAUUGCUCCUUACCAGACCAGACCACCCAUUCCCAUUAUAUGUCCUACUGGGUGUACCUGUAAUUUGCACAUCAACGACCUUGGUUUGACUGUCAACUGCAAAGAGCGAGGAUUUAAUAACAUUUCUGAACUUCUUCCAAGGCCACUGAAUGCCAAGAAACUUUACCUGAGUAGCAAUCUGAUUCAAAAAAUAUACCGUUCUGAUUUUUGGAAUUUCUCCUCCCUGGAUCUCUUGCAUCUGGGAAACAAUCGUAUCUCUUAUGUCCAGGAUGGAGCCUUCAUUAACCUGCCCAACCUAAAGAGCCUCUUUCUCAAUGGCAACGAUAUCGAGAAGCUGACACCAGGCAUGUUCCGAGGCCUACAGAGUUUGCACUACUUGUACUUUGAGUUCAAUGUCAUCCGAGAAAUCCAGCCUGCAGCCUUCAGCCUCAUGCCCAACUUGAAGCUGCUAUUCCUCAACAAUAACUUGCUGAGGACCCUACCAACAGACGCCUUUGCAGGCACAUCCCUGGCCCGGCUCAACCUGAGAAAGAACUACUUCCUCUACCUUCCUGUGGCUGGUGUCCUAGAACACUUGAAUGCCAUUGUCCAGAUAGACCUCAAUGAGAAUCCUUGGGACUGUACCUGUGACCUGGUCCCCUUCAAACAGUGGAUUGAAACCAUCAGCUCAGUCAGUGUGGUGGGUGAUGUGCUUUGCAGGAGCCCUGAGAACCUCACCCACCGUGAUGUGCGCACGAUUGAGCUGGAAGUUCUCUGCCCAGAGAUGCUGCACAUCCCACCAGCUGGAGCAUCCCCAGCCCAGCCUGGAGAUUCUCACCUUGCUGGGGGGCCAACAAGUGCAUCACCUUAUGAGUUCUCGCCCCCUGGAGGCCCCGUGCCACUUUCUGUGUUGAUUCUCAGCCUGCUGGUUCUUUUUUUUUCUGCAGUCUUUGUUUCUGCAGGCCUCUUUGCCUAUGUGCUCCGAAGGCGCCGGAAGAAGCUGCCCUUUAGAAGCAAGAGGCAAGAAGGUGUGGACCUUACUGGCAUCCAGAUGCAAUGCCACCGGCUUUUUGAAGAUGGUGGCGGUGGUGGAGGUGGAAGUGGAGGUGGGGGCAGACCAACUCUCUCCUCCCCAGAGAAGGCUCCUCCUGUGGGCCACGUAUAUGAGUACAUCCCCCACCCAGUUACCCAGAUGUGCAACAACCCCAUCUAUAAGCCUCGCGAGGAGGAGGAGGUGGCUGUUUCCUCAGUCCAGGAGGCAGGGAGUGCAGAACGAGGGGGUCCUGGGACACAACAACCAGGAAUAGGUGAGGUUCUCCUAGGAAGUGAGCAGUUUGCUGAGACACCCAAGGAGAACCACAGCAGCUACCGGACCUUGCUGGAAAAAGAAAAAGAGUGGGCCCUGGCAGUGUCCAGCUCCCAGCUCAACACCAUAGUGACGGUGAAUCACCACCACCCUCACCCUCACCACCCAGCAGUUGGUGGGGUUUCAGGGGUAGUUGCGGGAACUGGGGGAGACUUGGCUGGGUUCCGCCACCACGAGAAGAAUGGUGGGGUGGUGCUGUUUCCUCCUGGGGGAGGCUGUGGUGGUGGCAGUAUGCUACUAGACCGAGAAAGGCCACAGCCAGCCCCCUGCACAGUGGGAUUCGUGGAUUGUCUCUAUGGCACUGUGCCCAAAUUAAAGGAACUGCACGUCCACCCUCCUGGCAUGCAAUACCCAGACUUACAGCAGGAUGCCAGGCUCAAAGAAACCCUUCUCUUCUCGGCUGGAAAGGGCUUCACAGACCACCAAACCCAAAAAAGUGAUUACCUCGAGUUAAGGGCCAAACUUCAAACCAAGCCGGAUUACCUCGAAGUCCUGGAGAAGACAACGUAUAGGUUCUAACCGUAAAAGAAAAAUAAAUUAGUGCUUUUUUUUUUCAAAAGAAAAGGAAAAUAAAAGAAAUAUAUCCCUUGCUCCCUUUACACUUGUCCCAAUAACUCCAUUCUCACAAACUUCCCUGCCCUGAACAGGACUGAAAUCGCAUGAUAACUAGAAAAUACAGAUGUAUGCUCUCCCCUCUCAGAUGUGAUUUGGAGGAAGGGCCAUACUCAGAUCAUUAAUCAAUGAAGUGCCUUCGCAGACUUUUGCCAGCAAAUGUUAUCAUUAUUUUUUAUACUGAAACUUGAGACUUUGACUGUGCCAUGUAUAAGGUAUAUUGGGGAUCAUUGUAUUGAUCCUAAUUAAGUAAAAUUUGAUGUGUCUUUUUAUUUUCAGUAAUUUUUUUUUUUUUAGUUGUAGUUUUGUUUGAUUGGGGGGGGAACAAUUGACAUUUGUGGCUUUCUUUCCUCUUCCCAUCAUGGCACAGAUUCUGUACAUGUAUUAACAAUGCAGUUUGCUGCAUGCCUGGAAACUGCAAGACGGGGAGGGAGGGGGCGGGUCUUGCUCGAAUGUUCUCACCCACUCUUUUUUCUGUCACACACAUACCCCCAUGCAAAUCACAAACCCUGCACACAGUCAGGUCCCUAAACCUGCAGCCUCUUCCUUCUGGUGCAGGUACACACACACACACACACACACACACACACACACACACACACACACACACACACACACACACACACAGACACACAGACACACAGACACAAAUGUAUACAUGUGUGCGUGCAUGCGCACACAAACACGCGCCCCAUUCCUUUUCAACCCAAUUUAAUUAUUUUGGGUUUGAUCCAUUCCUCUACUCUGCAUAGCUUCAUGUUCCCUUCAACCCUAGUGUACAGCACUCUCCUACCACCCUGGGAAAAGUCAUAUUCUAGGUUGGAUCCUACUGAAGUGGAAGCCUGGUGUUUUAACAGCUGGAAGCAUACCUAGGGAUGAGCACCCUCUUUGUGACACUUCAUCCUGAUGCCAAGAUUUUUUGGAGAACAUCUGCACUUUCUUAUAUAUAUAUAUAUAAUAUUAAAAAAUAAAAAAGCAACUGGGUAUAUAUCACUAACAGCUUUGUAGGAAGCACUUUUAAUGUUUUCUCUCUCACACACAAAGAUUCAAAAGAAAUGUGCAUAUAUUUAUUCUGUAAUUUCAGUGAUUAUAAAUUGUAAAGGUAAUGUUUAAUCAUUGUAUAGUGAUUAUGCGUCUGGUAUAGCUUUCCUAAUAAAAAGUUUUUGAAAAACAUAAUAUAUUAUAUAUAGAGGAUACCAAGCUUGAACCUUAAACUCCAGCUAUGCCAUGCCUUUCAUGCUCCCAUUUUUUUUUAAAUCUUUCUUUUACUUGUUAUACAGAAAGCUAGUUUAUUAACAAGUUUGAUGCACUGUGAUGUUGAUAAAUCUUAUUACCUACCACCCCAUCACAUACCAGGAUACAAUUGGGACUUAAAAAAAUCUGAUUUAUAUAGUUCACUUUUACUCUUGGAUUAUGAAUUUCAAGCUCAGAAACCCAAUAAUGCACCAUUUUUCCUAGGCAGGUUGUGAUUGGGAGAAAAUAAAGUAAGGAGAUUGCUAAGAAGUACAGGAUUAUAUAGACGAGGUAAUCAAGGAAUUAAGGAUCCAUGCACCUUAAGAUAGUAAAUGACAUAAAGAAAAAGGAAAGUGAAAUUGCUAUUCUUUUUUUAAAACAUGCAGUAAAAUCACACACACACACACACACACACACACGCGUACCAAACUCUAAGGCCCUGGAGCCAAUUUGACUGUCAGAAUCCUGUUAAUCUGUACAAGUUGUCAUUGUUAUAUUUAGCUACUAGAUUUUUUUCUAGCCACCUAACUGCAGCUGGCCCCAGUCAGGCUUGAAUUAAGACAGAAGAUGCUGAAUGAGUUUUUCCUUCUGUAUGGUAUUAAAAUAAUGUUUAAAAUUAAUCUGACAAUAAUCCAAGUUAUGAUCCAUUUACAUGUGAGUGAAACCAAAGAAAAUUGGAUUUUUAAGGUGCCAGGAUCUUGUUUGUGAAAGAAACUAAACUGAUAGAAACCUGAGCUUUGAGGCAGGCACUUAUCUCAUUAUGCCAGUAGAGGGCAGCAGAGCUCCAGAGAUCCACAGACCCUGUAGCUGCAGAACUGUGCAGUGAGGCCAGUGUUCUCUCAGUUUUCUUAAGCUGCCCUUAGUAGAAAUUAUCGUUACGUGUUGAAUGUAAUUCACCACAAGUCACCAAUGCCUUACAUUACUUCUUUUUCAUAAAAAAAGACUUGCAGCUUCUAAAGCUGUGUUACUGAUAUAAAAGUUAAGGCAUUGUAUUUAAAAAAGCCCCAUGAAUGUCUAGAAGAACAUAUUUAGAUAUCUCUUGAUUAAUUAUAAAUGGGUAUCAACAUAAGUAUGCAUAAAAUAAAAACAAACAUAUAUCAAUACAAAAAUGCAACUUUUCAGGGCCGCCUUGCAUUUGGCACAUUGUACCUAAAUUUUCUGUCUUCCAUUAUUUGAGGUACAUUGGAAUUAUAGCAGAAAAGAAAACCAUAAUUCACUAUAUCUCUACAUACAAUAUUGAAAUGUACUUUUCUUGUGCAAGAGGAUCAGAUCCACAAUUAAAUAGGUGUCAUUCUCCUUUUUUUUGUUUAUUCUCUUUACUUUCCCAUAAGUUAGCUUUUUCUUAGUUAUCUCACUUUCCUUAUUCUUUAUAAUCAUCCUUCCCUCCUUCACUUGAGGACUUUUUUUUUUUUAAAGCACAGAAAGUCAGUGUUUUAAACACCUGUAAGUGUUUUAAAACCUGAUCUAAUGGAGUCCCUCUAAACUAGUGAUUUAUCAUGUCCCCAUUCCUCAAUAAAAUACUCUGGUGAAUGGUAGAAAGCAUGUGCAUAAUAGAAAUUCAAAAUGAAAAGCUAGAUACUUCUGACGGUAAUCAUUUCCUUAAUAACAAUGCACACAUUCAUAACAUGGCAUAUUAUACAAAUCAGGUUAAAGUACAAUCCCUAAUGAUCCUGGUGCUUUUGACAUUUGAAAAAUGUGUGUCCAUAACCAUAUCAAAUUACAAUAUAACUUGAUAAUUAUGUUUAUAUUUUAUUUAUUAAAUACAGAAAGACUCUUUUGUCUUAAAUAUAGGUAGUGAUUUUACUCUUGAAUGAGGAAUAAAUUUUAUUUAGCAAAAAUAAAUUUAUAUGAGAAUGGAAUUUUGUAUUCAAGGAGAUAAAUUUUUGCUUCCAUGGAGUUUUCUACCCCUUUGGCUAGGCUACUUAUUUUAGCUGUGCCGUAGAAUUAUUUAAGUUAGCUUUAAUUUAUAAUACCAGGUAUGUUUUCAGAAAGUACCAUGGGUACUAAUCUAGGUUCUCUGAUUAGGAUUUGUUCCAUGUUUUUGUUGCAGUAAAAAUUACUUUUGAGAAAAAAGAUUGCUAAUUCACCUCACAGUUAUGGUCAAUUUGACUGAAGCAGACCCAGAUCUGGCAGAUAUUUGCUAUUAUUCAUUGCUACUUUACUAUAAAUUAUAGUAAUAAUAUUUGAAAACAAUAAAAUGUAUUGUAAUAUCCCUUUAAUUAUAAGAUGGUGAGUGGAAAAUAGUUGAAAGUGAAAUAUUAGUUUGACACAGUAACGGUUUUAACAUAUUAUUAAUCAUACAGUGUAAUUUAUGUGGAUGCUUUUAUGUUUUUAUUUAAAAAGCUACAUUACUUCCUCCAAUUGCAAAAUACUAAAAACAAUAUAUAUAUGUAAGUAUGAAAAAGUUCAGAGAGAGAUCACAAGGAAAGUUUAAUGACUGAGCUUAAAUUUUUCUUUUCCCCCUCAACUAGGAAUGUUAGUUUUAAACCCUUGAUAUCUGAGAAUAUUUGUUUCUAGCACUAUAAAAGUUGAUAAUGCAAUUGCAGAAAUAAGGAAUUUUCUUUAACUAUUGCAACAUAUUAUUUUGAUUCAUUUAGUGUAAAUCCAUUGUUCACACAGUCCUAUCCUUUUACAGGUAUGUUGUCUGAGCUGAUUAAUGUUCUAAGAUGGCUAUGACAAAGGCAACAUUAAUGAAAUGCUUUACAAAAUGUGAGACAGGACAACAACAAGUCAAGAUAAUAUGAAAGGAAAUGAUAAUAAAAGAACACUCUAUCUUAAAUUAAGUGAGUUGAGCUGGUUUAAUUUGAACUUAGACAUUUAUAACUUAGCUCAAAAUCCUCAGCUAAAAAUUCAGGUGAACAGAUUAUAAAUAUCACUAAUUUUUCCAUAUAAGUGUCCGGUUUAAUAUCUAUAGGCCUUUUAAAAGUAAUAGGAGCAAUAACACAUGUGUAAUUGGGCAAUCGUGUGUAUAUGUGUGUGUAUAACUAUUAUAUAUGUAUAUACACUGUAUAUACAUGUAUAUAGUUUAUAUAUGCUGAAUUAUAUUUACAUGUAAAUUAUGCACUUUUUCUCACAUGUAUAACAAUUUCAGUUUUAUGCAUUUAUUUUCCUUGCUUCUGUCUAGCUAAUGUCCAAGUGAAGAUGGAUGAAAUUAUGAGUCUUCACUUUGGAAAUACUCACAUGUAAAAAGUAACACUGUAAUUAAUAUUUCUGAAUUUAAAAAUUAUUUUAUCUUUCAAUUUGUUUCCUUUUAUUAUUUAAGUCAUAGGGGAUAAAUCUCAAAUUGUGAUUUAAGUCCUCAACCGUAAAAAAGCUGAUCUCUUAUAAAUAUGCAACACAAGUCACAUGAAAAGCAAGUCCUCCUUUUCCAGUUUUCUAUUUCUAGAAUAAAUUUUGUAGGUGAAAGUAAUUACCUUUGUAAUUUAUCUAUAGAAAAAGUGAAAUCUUAAAAGUAAAUAUAAGAGAAGUAAAGGUCCUGUUAUGACAUUCAUGAUCUUAUUUAUUUCUUUUAAAUAUCAUCCUUUAUUUAAAGUGUAUAAAGGUAGUGAUAAUAAAAAUAGAUAACCAUUUCUAGUAUACUUUUAUGAAAUCUAAAUUGAAGGAGAUGAUUUCUCAUGUCAGGAAAGCAGGUGUACACCAGAACUUAUCUGUUGUGAAGAGGGAAUAGCUUGGGUAGAAUCUUCAAUUCUGAUAAUAUUUGCUCCUGAAUAUAAAUAAUUUUUGAAAAUAUGGAUCAUUUCUUCUCUAUUGCACCAAUACAGAUGAUUUUUCAUAUAAUUUAAAAAUUCUAAUAGAAAAUAAUACUUGUGGUGAAUGUUAAAGAUAUAUAACCAAGGAGGCAUUAUAAUAAAUUUAUGGUUGACCCAACCUCUACAAUAUCUUUAAACAUUAAAACACAGAUGAACAUUAGUAAAAAGGAGGCUUUCCUCAUUACCACCCAGUGACAAAAAGGCCCAGUAUACCUAAUUAACUGUUUCCUUAGUAUGUUCAGUUCAUCUACUUGUUUAUUAGUACAGUGAAUUGAUAGUUUGCACUGUAUUAAAUUGUAUCAAAAUCAAAUAAUUUUCAUGAAAAAAAUACAAUCACCAGUAAAAACAAACCUGAAUAAUUCAUUUAAAUUCAACUGCAACAAUUAGCACGUUGUUCUCUUGAUGACAGGUAUCACAUUACCAAUAUUGUAUUAUAUGUGAAUAUAGGGCUUUUGUGCUACUGACACAUUUUACUACUUUUAGGCUUACAGGAUGAUGGAUGACCAUAUAAUGAUUUUUCGUAGCAUUUAAAACAAGAGCAUAACUUUCCUAACUUGGGGAAGGAAAAGUUAGCCCCGAAAGAAGAUGCUGAAACAAAGAUGUCAUCUGAUCGUGUGGAGGGACAGAAAGAAGUUCUCUUCUUCCUGGCCCUAUUCCUGUCACUAAUCCUGACAGCUCUGUUUCUACUUCUGUUUCUGACUCAGUACCAAGAUAUUCUUGGGACUCAGGGCACAUUUAUUGAGCUCAAAUUAGGUGCCAAGACAAGAUCAGGGAUGGAUGAGAGUCCUUGCACCCAAUGACAAAAUGUCCAAUUCACUUACCUUUGUACCUAGGCUGAGAAAAUAAUUCAACACAUAUCUCUUCAUUGUGACAUCAUUUAUAAGUCUGGUGAAAAAGUCAGAACCUAUAACAGUAAAACAGAACCACUUCUAGAAAUUAAGAGAGAAUCAGCAAAUACUUUAAAAAUAUGGAACCUAUCUUUAAAAUCUCAAAACCUUGAACUUCCUCCUUUUAAAUGUACUCUGUCUUUGCCAUGGCUUCCAAAAUACUAGUUUAACUGAAAUAAAGAAACAAAUGUAUAAUAUUUGUAUUAAGACCACCUGCUGUUACUGGAACCCACACAUUUUCAGUGGUUUUUCCUUAUUUACAGUAUAAACUUUCUGACUAUUCAGAAAUUCUAAGGCUUCCCCCCCCCCCAGAAUUCUGGUAAAAUGAGUUAUCUUAAAAUGUCUUUUCUUGUUGUUGUUCUGUGGUAACUUUAUAACCAAAACAAUUAUGUCAAUAUGUAAACUAUUAACCAUAUACUGUAAUUGGAAAAAAAAAAAACCCUUAAAGUCUAUCUAAAUUGGGCAUUUUAUAUGUAUUAAAUUGAAUUGGGAUUUUUU
Molecule: messenger RNA, 9977 nt
Organism: Zalophus californianus (California sea lion)
Lineage: Eukaryota; Metazoa; Chordata; Mammalia; Carnivora; Otariidae
Gene: SLITRK3
Product: SLIT and NTRK like family member 3
Exons: 2
Coding region: 578-3517 (979 amino acids)
Biological process (GO): regulation of presynapse assembly; positive regulation of synapse assembly; axonogenesis
Cellular component (GO): postsynaptic density membrane; GABA-ergic synapse
Molecular function (GO): protein binding
Source: RefSeq, a predicted model, not a curated record